Molecule: messenger RNA, 642 nt
Organism: Homarus americanus (American lobster)
Lineage: Eukaryota; Metazoa; Arthropoda; Malacostraca; Decapoda; Nephropidae
Product: leucine-zipper-like transcriptional regulator 1
Cellular component (GO): Golgi apparatus
Molecular function (GO): protein binding
Source: RefSeq, a predicted model, not a curated record
GAGAACCCUACGAGGUUGACGUCAAUACACCUUUGAUAAACAACAGUUUGAGGGAAGAGCAGCAGCAUUUAAGUCAUGGCCAUAGCUGGACCUCCUGGACUGGAGUUUGACCAUAAUUGGCCUGAAUCAGCAGAGUGUCUCACCCUAGACUUUGGCCCUUUUGAGACCGUGCACAGAUGGAAGUGUAUGCCAGAAUGUGAUGAAUUCGUGGGUGCCAGACGAAGCAAGCACACAGUAGUGGCAUAUAAGGAUGCCAUAUAUGUGUUUGGAGGUGACAAUGGCAAGUGGAUGUUGAAUGAUUUGCUGCGUUUUGAUGUUAAAGAGAAGUCGUGGGGACGAGCAUUUUCUACAGGAACACCUCCAGCUCCACGCUACCAUCAUUCAGCAGUGGUACACGAAUCUUCAAUGUUUGUGUUUGGAGGGUUUACAGGUGACAUCCAUAGCAAUAGUAACCUCAAGAACCAGAAUGACCUCUUCGAGUAUCGCUUCCAGACAGGACAGUGGAUAGAAUGGAAAUUUACUGGCAGAGCACCAGUACCUCGGUCAGCACAUGGAGCAGCAGUAUAUGAAGGAAAGUUGUGGAUUUUUGCUGGCUACGAUGGAAACUUCAGACUCAAUGACAUGUGGACUAUUCCUCUUGGG